GUUGCAAGCCUUGGCUUUGUUUGAGCAGCCAGUGCACGUUCUGAAACAGCGACUGCGAAGCCGUUGUGGUCAGACACGCUACCGGCAGAGGCUCCUGUCCCAAGAUGGCCGGAUCCUCGGCGACACCGCCCAGCUACCCGCAGCCGGUGACUUGCAGCUCCUCAUCCUUCCCUUGGCGCCAGCUACGGAGACCAAAGCCGAUGAGCUUAUUGCUGCAGCAGCCAACGAUGCCACCAAUGAGGUUGAGGCACUCCUCCAGAUGCCCCAGGACCCGGACUUGCCGGAUGGCGAUGGCGACACGGCCUUGAACCUGGCAGCAGCCUUUGGUUGCAACGACAGCCUCGAGCUGCUGCUGGAGGCCCGUGCAGAUGCGAGCCAACGCAACGGCCACGGCCUGACACCCCUUGUCGCCGCAGCGGCGAAUGGACGUCUGGGCACAACACGGUUGCUCUUGGAGGCCGGUGCCUCACCAAACCCGGAGGACAAGGACUCGGAGACUCCCCUCUUUGCCGCUGCGCGCUCGGGGCACUGGGAGGUGGCAGAGCUCCUGCUCUCCCAAAGGGCAGAUUGCGAGCAUACCACGAAGUCCGGCAUGACGGCCCUGGGACUGGCGGCACUGGGUGGCCACAGUGAUGUGGCUCGUUUGUUACUUGAGGCACGGGUGGAGAUUGACCGGGUGAACGCUGCGGGCGAGACUCCUUUGUUAAUUGCUUCGCGCGACGGGCAAGGUGAUGUCGCAUGCUUGUUGCUGAAGGCAGGUGCAGACGCAGAUAAAGAGACGCGGGGAGGCCAAUUUCCCCUCCUAGCCGCCUGUGAAGGUGGCCACCUCGAUGUAGUCCGCCUCCUGCUGGAAGCGAAAUCGAUGGUUGACAGGACUGGGCCGGACCUUCAAACACCUCUCAUGGUCGCUUCCCGGUGUGGCUACACCGAGGUGGUAUGCCUUCUUCUGGAGAAGAGGGCGAUGGAGAGUCUGCAUACCUGGCAGCAUGUGUGUAGUUCUCUAAGUUAG
This is a messenger RNA of Symbiodinium sp. CCMP2456, 1009 nucleotides long. NCBI's taxonomy places the organism in Eukaryota, Dinophyceae, Suessiales, Symbiodiniaceae. The record is from the annotation of a GenBank genome assembly.